Messenger RNA from Mandrillus leucophaeus (drill), 4298 nucleotides. It is a transcript of the gene CLCN3, whose product is annotated as chloride channel, voltage-sensitive 3. Gene Ontology annotation, molecular function: voltage-gated chloride channel activity. The transcript is spliced from 14 exons. Lineage: Eukaryota; Metazoa; Chordata; Mammalia; Primates; Cercopithecidae. Gene Ontology annotation, biological process: transmembrane transport; chloride transport. The coding region runs from base 557 to 3157 and encodes 866 amino acids. The record is from RefSeq and is a predicted model, not a curated record. Gene Ontology annotation, cellular component: synaptic vesicle; Golgi apparatus; membrane.
ACGUCACGCGUCGACGCUGGGGACGUACCUGUCGGGCUCCUGACUCUUGCCGUUUCUCUUCCACUUCCGUGGGUCAGGGCCGGUCCGGUCCGGAACCUGCAGACCCUUUCCCAGUGUUCUAGUUCGCCCGCGACCCGGAAUAAUGAGCAAGAAGGGUGUGGUGGGUUGAAAGUCGUCCUACUUUACUCCCGAGUUAGAGCAUGGAUUCAGUUUUAGUCUUAAGGGGAAGUGAGGUUGAAGAUUUUUAUUUUUAAUUUUGGGCAGAAGCAGGUUGACUCUAGGGAUCUCCAGAGCGAGAGGAUUUAACUUCAUGUUGCUCCCGUGUUUGAAGGAGGACAAUAAAAGUCCGACCUGGCAAAAUUUCCGUAACCUCUGCAGUAGAAAACGUCAGGUAUCUUUUAAAUCGCGAUAGUUUUCGUUGUGUCAGGUUUUCUUCGGUGGAGCUCCCAGGGUAGCUAGGUUUUAGGUUUGAAACAGAUGCAGAAUCCAAAGGCAGCGCAAAAAACAGCCACCGAUUUUGCUAUGUCUCUGAGCUGCGAGAUAAUCAGACAGCUAAAUGGAGUCUGAGCAGCUGUUCCAUAGAGGCUACUAUAGAAACAGCUACAACAGUAUAACAAGUGCAAGCAGUGAUGAGGAACUUUUAGAUGGAGCAGGUGUGAUUAUGGACUUUCAAACAUCUGAAGAUGACAACUUAUUAGAUGGUGACACUGCAGUUGGAACUCAUUAUACAAUGACAAAUGGAGGCAGCAUUAACAGUUCUACACAUUUACUGGAUCUUUUGGAUGAACCAAUUCCAGGUGUUGGUACAUAUGAUGAUUUCCAUACUAUUGAUUGGGUGCGAGAAAAAUGUAAAGACAGAGAAAGGCAUAGACGGAUCAACAGCAAAAAGAAAGAAUCAGCAUGGGAAAUGACAAAAAGUUUGUAUGAUGCGUGGUCAGGAUGGCUAGUAGUAACACUAACAGGAUUGGCAUCAGGGGCGUUGGCCGGAUUAAUAGACAUUGCUGCCGAUUGGAUGACUGACCUAAAGGAGGGCAUUUGCCUUAGUGCAUUGUGGUACAACCACGAACAGUGCUGUUGGGGAUCUAAUGAAACAACAUUUGAAGAGAGGGAUAAAUGUCCACAGUGGAAAACAUGGGCAGAAUUAAUCAUAGGUCAAGCAGAGGGUCCUGGUUCUUACAUCAUGAACUAUAUAAUGUACAUCUUCUGGGCCUUGAGUUUUGCCUUUCUUGCAGUUUCCCUGGUAAAGGUAUUUGCUCCAUAUGCCUGUGGCUCUGGAAUUCCAGAGAUUAAAACUAUUUUAAGUGGAUUCAUCAUCAGAGGUUACUUGGGAAAAUGGACUUUAAUGAUUAAAACCAUCACAUUAGUCCUGGCUGUGGCAUCAGGUUUGAGUUUAGGAAAAGAAGGUCCCCUGGUACAUGUUGCCUGUUGCUGCGGAAAUAUCUUUUCCUACCUCUUUCCAAAGUAUAGCACAAACGAAGCUAAAAAAAGGGAGGUGCUAUCAGCUGCCUCAGCUGCAGGGGUUUCUGUAGCUUUUGGUGCACCAAUUGGAGGAGUUCUUUUUAGCCUGGAGGAGGUUAGCUAUUAUUUUCCUCUCAAAACUUUAUGGAGAUCAUUUUUUGCUGCUUUAGUGGCUGCAUUUGUUUUGAGGUCCAUCAAUCCAUUUGGUAACAGCCGUCUGGUCCUUUUUUAUGUGGAGUAUCAUACACCAUGGUACCUUUUUGAACUGUUUCCUUUUAUUCUCCUAGGGGUAUUUGGAGGGCUUUGGGGAGCCUUUUUCAUUAGGGCAAAUAUUGCCUGGUGUCGUCGACGCAAGUCCACCAAAUUUGGAAAGUAUCCCGUUCUGGAAGUCAUUAUUGUUGCAGCCAUUACUGCUGUGAUAGCCUUCCCUAAUCCAUACACUAGGCUAAACACCAGUGAACUGAUCAAAGAGCUUUUUACAGACUGUGGUCCCCUGGAAUCCUCUUCUCUUUGUGACUACAGAAAUGACAUGAAUGCCAGUAAAAUUGUCGAUGAUAUUCCUGAUCGUCCAGCAGGCAUUGGAGUAUAUUCAGCUAUAUGGCAGUUAUGCCUGGCACUCAUAUUUAAAAUCAUAAUGACAGUAUUCACUUUUGGCAUCAAGGUUCCAUCAGGCUUGUUCAUCCCCAGCAUGGCCAUUGGAGCGAUCGCAGGAAGGAUUGUGGGGAUUGCGGUGGAGCAGCUUGCCUACUAUCACCAUGACUGGUUUAUCUUUAAGGAGUGGUGUGAGGUUGGGGCCGAUUGCAUUACACCUGGCCUUUAUGCCAUGGUUGGUGCUGCUGCAUGCUUAGGUGGUGUGACAAGAAUGACUGUCUCCCUGGUGGUGAUUGUUUUCGAGCUCACUGGAGGCUUGGAAUAUAUUGUUCCCCUUAUGGCUGCAGUCAUGACCAGUAAAUGGGUUGGAGAUGCCUUUGGCAGGGAAGGCAUUUAUGAAGCGCACAUCCGAUUAAAUGGAUACCCUUUCUUGGAUGCAAAAGAAGAAUUCACUCACACCACCCUGGCUGCUGACGUCAUGAGACCUCGAAGGAACGAUCCUCCCUUAGCUGUCCUGACACAGGACAAUAUGACAGUGGAUGAUAUAGAAAACAUGAUUAAUGAAACCAGCUACAAUGGAUUUCCUGUCAUAAUGUCAAAAGAAUCUCAGAGAUUAGUGGGAUUUGCCCUCAGAAGAGACCUGACAAUUGCAAUAGAAAGUGCCAGGAAAAAACAAGAAGGUAUUGUUGGCAGUUCUCGGGUGUGUUUUGCACAGCACACCCCAUCUCUUCCAGCAGAAAGUCCUCGGCCAUUGAAGCUUCGAAGCAUUCUUGACAUGAGCCCUUUUACAGUGACAGACCACACCCCAAUGGAGAUUGUGGUGGAUAUUUUCCGAAAGCUGGGACUGAGGCAGUGCCUUGUAACUCACAAUGGGAUUGUCUUGGGGAUCAUCACAAAGAAGAACAUAUUAGAGCAUCUCGAGCAACUAAAGCAGCACGUCGAACCCUUGGCGCCUCCUUGGCAUUAUAACAAAAAAAGAUAUCCUCCGGCAUAUGGCCCAGACGGCAAACCAAGACCCCGCUUCAAUAAUGUUCAACUGAAUCUCACAGAUGAGGAGAGAGAAGAAACAGAAGAGGAAGUUUAUUUGUUGAAUAGCACAACUCUUUAACCCGAGGGAGUCGUCUACUUUUUUUUCCUCUGUUACAAAAAAAGAAAAAAAAGGAAAUAUAAAAGCCGGGUUUUUGCAACGUGGUUUGCAAAUAAUGCUGGUGGAAUGGAGGAGUUGUUUGGGGAGGGAAAGGAGAGAAAAGGAAAGGAGUGAGGUAUUUCCCGCCUAACAGAAAGCAGUAUAUCAACUCCUAUUGUUCUGCACUGGAUGCAUUCAGCUGAGGAUGUGCCUGAUAGUGCAGGCUUGCGCCUCGACAGAGAUGACAGCAGAGUCCUCGAGCACCUGGCCUGUUGCUCCAACAUUGCAAAGACACAUUAUCAGUCCCUAUUUCUGGAGGGAUUGCUUUGAAUUGAGCCAUCUAUAAAACUGCAAGGUCUUGCCCUUUUUUUUAAAUCAAAACUGUUCUGUUUAAUUCAUGAAUUGUAUAGUUAAGCAUUACCUUUCUACAUUCCAGAAGAGCCUUUAUUUCUCUCUCUCUCUCUCCUGAGCUGUAACAAAGCCUCUUUAAAUCGGUGUACCCUUUUGAAGCAGUCCUUUCUCAUAUUGAGAUGUACUGUGAUUUUACUGAGGUUUCAUCACAAGAAGGGAGUGUUUCUUGUGCCAUUAACCAUGUAGUUCGUACCAUCACUAAACGCUUGGAACAGUACACAUGCACCACAACAAAGGUUGAUCAAACAGGUAAAAUCUCGAAGGAGGCCUGAACGAAAUCUCUCAUUGUGUGCCAUGUGGCUCAAAACCGAAAACAAUGAAGCUUGGUUUUAAAGGAUAAACAGUUUUCUUUUUUGUUUUCCUCUCAGACUUUAUGGAUAAUGUGACCUGGUCUUAUGCAAAUUUUCUAUUUCUAAAACUACUAUGAUAUACAAGUGCUGUUCAGCAUAAUUAAACAAAAUGCUGCUGCUUUGACAGUAAAGAGAAGGAAGUAUUCUGUUUAGCUGUAUCUGGUAUUAAUUGCAUGUUAAAACACUGGAAUUUUUAAAAUUGAAAUUAGAUCAGUCAUUCUUUUCUUUUCUCAAGAUAUCACAUGGCUGACACUGAAGAAGAAAUGUAAUUCAUAACUUGCACUAAAUGUAUAUUUUUUUUCUUAAAAAUUUACCAUUCUUAUUUAUAUUUUUAUGGAUUAAAAUUUAUAAAAUACAGAUCA